This is a messenger RNA of Urocitellus parryii (Arctic ground squirrel), 399 nucleotides long. RefSeq names its product protein LDOC1-like. Lineage: Eukaryota; Metazoa; Chordata; Mammalia; Rodentia; Sciuridae. The record is from RefSeq and is a predicted model, not a curated record.
AUGGACGCUUUGGCAGUCAUGAUGCAGGAUCUGCUAACCCAGAACCAUGCUCUGCGCAGGGAAAACAACGAGCUCAUGGACCAGGUCCGGCGCCUGCUGUGCGAGAAAGCCAACCUGCUGGCCCAGGUGCGUCCRCCCACCUGCCCGGUGGUUUUUCCCGAGACGUUUAACGGCGACCCCGCUCGGCUCCCCGAUUUUCUGAUCCAAGCAGCAUCUUACGUGAACUUCUUCGAGACCAGAUWUUCGAAUGACACCCUAAAGGUGGCAUUUGUAAUCAGCCGCCUCUCUGGGCCGGCGGAGGAGUGGGUGGUCCCCUACAUCGAGAGGGAGAGCCCCAUCCUGGGUCAGUAUGAGCGCUUCGUGGACGCGCUGAAGCGGGCCUUUGGUCGCAAUGGGUAG